GGCCCUGCUGAAGUCCAAAUAGACAACAUCCACAUCCUUUCAUGUAUCCACCAGGCGGGUCACCUGGUCACAAAAGGAGAUCAGGUUGGUCAAACACGACCUACCCCUCCUAAACCCAUUCUGGCUGGGUCUGAUCCCCUGGCCAUCCUGUAGGGGCUGCGUGAUGACACUCAAUAUAAACUGCUGCAUUACCUUACUGGGUACUGAGGUCAGGCUGACUGGCCUGUAAUUACCAGGAUCUUCCUUCCCACCCUUUUUGUGAAUGGGCAUCAUAUUGGCCAGCUUCCAGUUAUCUGGAACCUCACCAGUGAGCCAGAAUUGUUGGUAAAUGAUGGAGAGUGGCUUCAAAAGCUCAUCUGCCAGCUCCUAAUCACCCUGGGAUGGAUCCCAUCUGGGCCCAUAGAUUUAUAAACAUCCAAGCCGUUCAGCAGUUCUCUGACUGCCUCCUCCUGGAUAUCAGGGGGACCAUUCUGCUCCCUGACACCAUCUACCAACCCGGGAGGACAGUUGUCCUGAGGACAAGCCAUCUUCCCACUAAAGACUGGGGCAAAGAAGGCAUUAAGCACUUCUGCCUUCUCCUCAUCUGCAGUUACUAAGUUCUCUCCCACAUCCAGUAGAGAACAGAGGUUGGUCUUACCCUUCCUUUUGCCAUUAAUAUAUUUGUAAAAACAUUUUUUAUUAUCCUUUACAAAAGUUGUCAAAUUAAGUCCAAACUGAGCUUUGGCCUCUCUAAUUGUUUUCCUGCAUGCCUUAGCAACCCCCUUAAAUACUUCCUGAGAGACCUGGCCAUCAUUCCAAAGAUGAUACGUCCUCUUUUUAUUCCAAAGUUCCUUCAAAACCUCCUUGCCCCUCCACACUGCACAUUUGCCUCGUUGACUCAUCUUUCAGCACACAGGGACAGUCUGUUCCUGUGCCCUCAAGAUUUCUGUUUUGAAGGAUGCCCACCAUUCCUGGACUCCUUUGUUUUUAAGGGCUGCUUCCCAAGGAACUCUCCGAAUAAGUCUCUUAAAUAGGCCAAAGUUUGCCCUCCAGAAGUCCAGUGUAAGAGUCUUACUGAUGUUCCUCCUCAUCUCAUCAAAUAUCAAGAACUCUAUAAUUUCAUAAUCACUAUGCCCCAAACGGCCUCCAACCACCACAUCUCCCACCAGCCCAUCUCUAUUUGCAAACAACAGGUCUAACAUAGUUCCUCCCCUGGGGGGCUCACCCACCAGCUGUGACAAAAAGUUGUCCUCCACACUCUAAGAACUUCCUGGACUGCCUUUUUUCUGCUGUAUUAAGUUCCCAGCAGAUAUCUGGUAGGUUGAAGUCAUCUACAAGAACACGGCUGGUGAUCCUGAGACAUUCUCCAGCUGCUUAUAGACUAAGUUGUCCACCUCUUCUUCCUGCUUGGGUGGACGAUGACAGACUCCCAGCAAGAUGUCAGCCUUGUUGGCCUUCCCCUUAAUUCUUAUCCAUAGGCAUUCAACUUCAUCAUUAGUUUAAAUACCCGUGGCAUCAAAAGCCUCCCCAGUAUAACAGGCCACUCCCCCACCUCUUCUCCCUUUCCUGUCUCUUGUCAAGAGCUUGUAGCCAUCCAGUGCGGAGCUCCAGCUAUGUGAGUCAUCCCACCAUGUUUCCAUGGUGGUGACUACAUCGUAGCUUUGGUGCUGUACCAUGGCUUCCGGCUCUUGUUUGGUACACAUGCUGCGUGCCUUGGUAUACAGUCACUUCAGCUGGGCUGCUGAUUUCACCCCUAACUCAGGCCUACCACCCUUGGGCCUGCUUCCAGACAGCCCAGCUGCAUCCCCUUCCCCCUUCGAACCUAGUUUAAAGCCCUCUCAAGAAGUUCUGCCAAUUCAUGAGUUAAAAUCCUUCCACCCUUAACAGAGAGAUGCAGCCCAUCCAGUUCCAGCAGGCCAGGUGGCAAAAAAAUUGCCCUGUGAUCAAAGAACCCAGAAUUCUGCUGAUGACACCAACCCUUGUGCCACUUGUUGAUAAUGUGGGUUCUCCUAUUCAUCAUUUUUCUGAUGAGGGACUGAGCAGAACACUGUGCUCCUGCCCAAACACUUGACCCAGUGCCCUAAAACCCCUUUUAACUGCCCUGACACUCCUCUUUUCAAUCUUAUCACUGCUAGCCUGAAGUAUUAUCAGUGGGUAAUAAUCAGAGGCUGAAUCAGCCCAGUGAGUCUCUCAGUAAUAUCCCGCACAGUAGACCUCCCUGUGGGAUGGGUCCAGUCGACAUAUGGGGCCCUCUGUUCCCCUCAGAAGGCAGUCACCCACUAUGACUACCCUUUUUUUCUUUUCUUUUUACUGUUAGAGGUGGUGAUCUGUCUGACAGAUGAAGCAUAAUAGAGAGGCCCACUGGGCAGCUCAUUUUCUUCUACAUCAUCUGGCUGACCCUCUAGAUCCAGGGCCUCAUACCUGUUCUGAAGUGGCACCUGGGUAGGUGAUGGGGGUCGGGAGGAAUUUUUAUUACCUCCCCAAGUAGAGACCCAUUUCCACUCCUCUUCAUCCACAAGGUGUCCUCCUAUUGCCUGACAGUGGGAGGCACGGGAGUCCUCUGACUCCUGGUGGGCCUCCCUUGAAGGAUGGAAGGGUGGAACUCAACCAAUCCAUCUCCCUUUCACUUUCCCUAAUACUCCUUAGUCUUUCAACUUCCUCUAAGCUCAGCCACCAGCAAGAGAUCAUUCACCUGUUCACACUGCAGGUAGGUUUCUUCUGCAAUGCCCCCUGGUACCACUGAUGGGCUCAAACACUCUGCACAGGAAGGAGUCUGGACGGAUGCAUCCUUUUUGGAAGGUUCUAUUUCACAACGUACACUUUUACUAACUGCAGUUUUACAUUGUGUAAAAACCAUUACUAACAAAACACAAAACCCCAAAACCAACCAACCAACAAAACCACAACAAACAAUGAACUAAAAACCCCAUUAGCAGGAGGAAACCUGCAACCCUGCCUGCUUGCCCUGCCUGCAUGAACUACCACACAAACUACCCUGCCACACCCCCAUUUACCCACUCCUGUUUGCUGCGCUCCCUAGAGCCCUCUUUUAAUCAGGUGGCCACUCGCUGGAGGAAAGCUCCACCCUGCGUUUGCGUGGCUAAUGAGAACCAAGGAUGUGAAUUGCUAUUAAUUUGCUUUCUGUUUUAUAGCUGCAGAAUGCCUCAAGCCCUGGGCAAUAGCAGUUCACAGGAACAGGCUGCCGUACAUUAUGCAUCAGAAUCAAUUGUCUCCAUUGUUAUCUUCACCACUGUUUUCAUCAUUGGUAUCCCAGGCAAUGGGUUGGUGAUCUGGGUAGCUGGUCUGAAAAUGAAAAGGUCUGUGAACACUGUCUGGUUUCUAAACCUUGCUGUGGCUGAUAUCAUGUGCUGCUUGUCCUUACCAUUUUUUGUUGUUCACCUGGCCCUCCAUGAACACUGGCCCUAUGGCUGGUUCCUCUGCAAAGUCAUUCCGUCAGUCAUAAUCUUCACCAUGUUUGCUAGUGUCUUCCUACUUGUGGCCAUCAGCAUUGAUCGGUGCCUCCUGGUGAUGAAACCCAUCUGGUGUCAGAACCACCGAACAGUGAAAUUUAUAUCACUAAUAUGCAGUGGCAUAUGGAUGCUGGCCGUCAUUUUCUGCUGCCCUGUUUUCUAUUAUCGUGAGACAAGCACUUACGCUGGCAAAACAGAAUGCGGGUACAAUUUUGGAGUCGAUGAUUACAUAGAUGAUCCUGUAAAUAUGUCUUUAUAUGAGGUAUGGGAAGAAUACUCAUCCUACAAUGGUAGUGACUUGUGGGGAGAUACCAAUAAUUAUUCUGUACCCCUUACCUUGGCAGUAAUGAACAUCACUAGGGCUGUCUUUGGCUUUGUGCUCCCCUUUGGCAUAAUGGCAGUUUGCUACAUCCUCAUUGCUUUCAGAACACGUGCAAAUCAGUUUCAAAAGCCACGCAACAGGACACUGUGAACAGUUGUGUUUGUGGUAGCUGCAUUCUUCAUCUGCUGGGCUCCAUACCAUAUAGUUGGGAUUCUCUCCGUUAUACCUAGUCUUGGAACAGGACUGAUGGAGUCACUGAUCCUGUGGGACCACCUUUCUACAGCACUUGCAUAUGCCAACAGCUGCAUCAACCCCCUGCUUUAUGUUUUUGUGGGACAGCACUUCAGGGCAAAGGUACGGCAAUCAGUGCAAAGAAUCUUGGAAGGUGCCUUUAGUGAGGAACUCACAUCUUCAACCCUUCACAGAAGCCAGACUUCAGCAGAGAAGAAUCUGAGCAGCACCUUGUAAUGCAGUAUUUCCUACCACCAUUGUAGAAAGAACAAGCUCCAGUGCUGCACAUCAUUCACUCUCUGCUUAGCAGGUGGCUUUGCCCCAAUAUGCUUGAUUAAUCCGCAGCUCCAACCCAGGAUACUGCAAUCAUUCAGCUCAUGACAGAUAACCCCCUUUAUAUUCUAGAGAUGGGAAGUUGGAAGCACCGAAAGUAAUAAUCUGAGGGAUGACCGGUGAAGCAGAAGACACAGUAUUUUAACCUAUGCAGACUAUUUUAAGCAAGCAGAGCUAGCUGCAGAUUUGUGGUGGGAAUUAUGUAGCUGAACCUCUCAAUUGAGAUAAGAAUGUUAUUUGCAUAUGUCUGUGUUCUACAUCUCCCAUCUCUGAUAAAGUGCAGAUAAAACUAACUUGGAUGUUGCUCCUUCCUUGGAAGGUCAUCACAUCUUUCCUCUGAAUCUACUAGGGCUCUGAAGUGAGUGUAGGAAUAUCUGAAGAUUUCCCUAGAGGGUACUGCUGUACUUCCUUACAGCCAUGCAU
This is a messenger RNA of Poecile atricapillus (Black-capped chickadee), 4758 nucleotides long. RefSeq names its product C3a anaphylatoxin chemotactic receptor-like. The record is from RefSeq and is a predicted model, not a curated record. The transcript has a single exon. NCBI's taxonomy places the organism in Eukaryota, Metazoa, Chordata, Aves, Passeriformes, Paridae. Gene Ontology annotation, molecular function: complement component C5a receptor activity; G protein-coupled receptor activity. Gene Ontology annotation, cellular component: plasma membrane. Gene Ontology annotation, biological process: positive regulation of cytosolic calcium ion concentration; complement receptor mediated signaling pathway; inflammatory response. The coding region runs from base 2953 to 3921 and encodes 322 amino acids.